GCGGGGCUUCGCGCUCGCCCGCUUUAAGUGGGCAGAGCGCAUGCGCUAACUUCCUCUUUUUCCGGCUGGAACCAUGGAGGGUGCAGAGGAGAAGAAGAAGAAGGUGGCUGCUAAGCCACAAACCCGAGAGAAGAAAAAGAAACUUCCCUCUGUGCCAGAAACCCUUAAGAAAAAGCGGAGGAAUUUCGCAGAGCUGAAGAUCAAGCGUCUGCGAAAGAAGUUUGCCCAAAAGAUGCUUCGAAAGGCAAGAAGGAAGCUUAUCUAUGAAAGAGCUAAGCAUUAUCACAAGGAAUAUAGGCAAAUGUACAGAACUGAGAUUCGAAUGGCUAGGAUGGCAAGAAAAGCUGGGAACUUCUAUGUGCCUGCGGAACCGAAGUUGGCAUUUGUCAUCAGGAUCAGAGGUAUCAAUGGUGUGAGCCCAAAGGUCCGAAAGGUGUUACAACUUCUUCGCCUUCGUCAGAUCUUCAAUGGCACCUUUGUUAAGCUCAACAAAGCUUCAAUUAACAUGCUGAGGAUUGUGGAACCAUAUAUUGCAUGGGGGUACCCAAACCUUAAGUCAGUAAAUGAAUUGAUCUACAAGCGUGGCUAUGGCAAAAUCAACAAGAAGAGAAUUGCCCUAACAGAUAAUGCAUUGAUUGCUCGAUCACUUGGUAAAUAUGGCAUCAUCUGUAUGGAAGAUCUGAUUCAUGAGAUCUAUACUGUUGGGAAACGCUUCAAAGAGGCAAACAACUUCCUCUGGCCCUUCAAGUUAUCUUCUCCACGAGGUGGAAUGAAGAAGAAAACCACCCAUUUUGUAGAAGGUGGAGAUGCUGGCAACAGGGAAGACCAGAUCAACAGGCUUAUUAGAAGGAUGAACUGAGGUGUCUGCCAUUGAUUGUUUUUGUAAUCUGGUCAGUUAAUAAACAUUAACUGCUUUCAAAUUGAAAUGGAA
This is a messenger RNA of Condylura cristata (star-nosed mole), 931 nucleotides long. RefSeq names its product ribosomal protein L7 (gene RPL7). Gene Ontology annotation, cellular component: cytosolic large ribosomal subunit. Bases 74 to 859 code for a protein of 261 amino acids. The transcript has 7 exons. Gene Ontology annotation, molecular function: RNA binding; structural constituent of ribosome. Gene Ontology annotation, biological process: maturation of LSU-rRNA from tricistronic rRNA transcript (SSU-rRNA, 5.8S rRNA, LSU-rRNA). Lineage: Eukaryota; Metazoa; Chordata; Mammalia; Eulipotyphla; Talpidae. The record is from RefSeq and is a predicted model, not a curated record.